AUGAUGACUGAUGAGUCAUCAGAAGGGCAAAUCGGGUGUGGGCCACUCUAUCUUCCUCUGCAUCUGCAGUUUGAAGCAAUUUAUGUUUGGGGUUUCUUUUGAAUUUUGAUGAUGCUUUAAAUCUUCCAUUGCAACUCCCCUCCAUCUCUUCUCUCCAUGAAGAUUUUUAGGUAUGUUUAUUGUCGUGAUUUGUGCACCGUUUCAAUCUGAGUUGAGUUGCUGCAAAGGUCUUAGCUGAUCUGUGCCAAACAUGUCCACUAUGGAAAAUCGUGGUGAUUUUGUACAACGGAUUGGAGCCGACAUGUCAAUUGAGGUCUUCUUGCAUUUGGACGACCCUUCUGAUCUUGCCCGUGUUUGUUCUGUUUCCAGUUCUUGGCGCUAUUUUGUGAUUGCAAAUGGCCUUUUUAAGAAGCUUUGCUUGAAAUUGUUGCCUGAAAUGAAUAGUGUUGCUCAUUUCAUUGAAGUAAACAAUAUGAUUGAACCUGUAAGAGUUGGACAGAGUGAUUGCAUGGAAUGGGAGUGCCUUAAAAGAAAUCAUAGAGUCUAUGCUCAAUUGGCUCGAGGUCUUACACCUAUCUUGCAAAAUGAUUGCAUAUCAGAAGCUAUUAGUGCGUCCAGCACUGAUAACUACCCUGAAGAAAGCAUCUGGAACACUUUGGAGCCAAAUGAUAAAGUUGGACAUGGAGCUUCAUAUUGGUCAAGUAAAGGGCAAAGUAACCCUACUGUUCCUGAAGCAUUAGUGUACAAGUUUAUAGCUAAUUUAUGUCUCAUAACUGAAAUCCAUAUUCAACCAUUCCAAGCAUACUUCCAGUAUGGCUUCCCUAUAUAUUCAUCUAAGGCUGUCCGAUUUAGACUGGGUCAUCAUAAGUUUCCACUGCAGUUGGAGAAUAAUGUCACAGUUAAUUCUGCUUUCAAUCACAAUUCAAUGGAUGACAAGUUUAUUUGGACAUAUACUUCACCAGAAUUUCCAAUGGCUCAGGAAAACUGCUUGCAAAAGUUCAAGCUACCAGAACCGGUUCUUUGUAUCGGAGGAAUUUUGCAAGUUGAGCUACUGGGAAGAGUUCAGAGACAAGAAAUGGAUGGAUUAUAUUAUAUAUGUAUAUCCCAUGUUCAGGCGGUGGGACGACCCCUUUCACACCCAUUUGAUGUGGAAAUACUUGAUCCCACAGGAAAGUGCACCUUAAAGUAUAGCCCUCUCAGAGAAUCCCGUGGAUCACAUAAAGGAGAGACAUGUGCAACUUCUCGCUUGCAAAUGUUGACUGUGAGAUUAAUGGAGAGAGGCGUAAGGGGAUGGGAAAAUAUGAUUCUCAAUACACUGCUUGGCACUGGGCCAGUGGCUGAAGAGGAUGAGUCAGAUGAUCUUUUAGAGGAUGACUCGGACGAUGAGCUGUUGACAUAAGCUUUAAAAUUUUUGUUUGCAGUUCGUGUUCCCAUUUACCCCUUCUGCUGCACUAAGAUCAAUUGUGCAAAUGGGUAAUGUGGAAAGCCAUAAACUAGUGUCAUCGACAAGUAGGAGGGGACAUUUCUAUUUGUUUUAACAUUUUUAUGAUAUGGUGAUGUGUGACCAACUUAUUAUUUAGUUAAUGAUAUAUCAUUGAAGUUUCCUUUGUUA
Messenger RNA from Hevea brasiliensis (rubber tree), 1612 nucleotides. Its product is annotated as F-box protein At4g00755. The transcript is spliced from 6 exons. The coding region runs from base 251 to 1399 and encodes 382 amino acids. Lineage: Eukaryota; Viridiplantae; Streptophyta; Magnoliopsida; Malpighiales; Euphorbiaceae. The record is from RefSeq and is a predicted model, not a curated record. Gene Ontology annotation, molecular function: protein binding.